Messenger RNA from Aspergillus terreus NIH2624, 1527 nucleotides. Its product is annotated as glycoside hydrolase family 47 protein. Gene Ontology annotation, molecular function: mannosyl-oligosaccharide 1,2-alpha-mannosidase activity; calcium ion binding. The transcript has 3 exons. The coding region runs from base 1 to 1527 and encodes 508 amino acids. NCBI's taxonomy places the organism in Eukaryota, Fungi, Ascomycota, Eurotiomycetes, Eurotiales, Aspergillaceae. Gene Ontology annotation, biological process: N-glycan processing; carbohydrate metabolic process. Gene Ontology annotation, cellular component: endoplasmic reticulum; Golgi membrane. The record is from RefSeq and is a predicted model, not a curated record.
AUGCAUCUCCCGUCUCUCUCGCUGCCAUUGGCAGCACUCACCCUGGCCACCCCUUCCCUGGCCUAUCCUUACUACCGCACGGAGCAGCCUCUCCAGAAUAACCUCGCCCAGUCCCGCGCCAACACCAUCAAAGAAGCCUUCUCGCACGCGUGGGACGGCUACAAGAAAUACGCCUAUCCACAUGAUGAACUCCAUCCCGUCUCCAACGGAUACGGGGACUCUCGCAAUGGUUGGGGUGCCUCCGCAGUCGACGCCCUGUCCACCGCCAUCAUCAUGCGCAAUGCCACGAUUGUGAACCAAAUCCUCGACCAUAUCGCCCAGGUCGACUAUUCCAAGACCAACGACACCGUCAGCUUGUUCGAAACGACCAUCCGUUACCUCGGAGGCAUGCUCUCUGGGUAUGAUCUGCUGAAGGGUCCCGCGUCGGGCUUGGUCAGGGACUCGAAGAAAGUCGACAUGCUUCUGACCCAGUCGAAGAAACUGGCCGAUGUGCUCAAGUUCGCCUUCGAUACGCCCUCCGGCGUCCCCUACAACAACAUCAACAUCAAUACUCACGGAAAUGAUGGUGCCACCAGCAACGGGCUGGCAGUUACCGGGACCUUGGUUUUGGAGUGGACCCGCCUGUCCGACUUGACUGGCGAUGAUGAGUAUGCGAAGCUGAGCCAGAAGGCCCAGUCGUACCUCCUCAAGCCUCAGCCGGCCAGUUCGGAGCCCUUCCCAGGCCUGGUGGGGAGCCAUAUCAGCAUUGAGACGGGAGAGUUCACCGACGCUCAGGUCAGCUGGAACGGCGGUGACGACUCCUUCUAUGAAUACCUGAUCAAAAUGUACGUAUACGAUCCUGAGGCAUUUGGUGAAUACAAGGACCGCUGGGAGGCUGCGGCGCAAUCCUCGAUGGAGCAUCUGGCGUCCCACCCGUCCACCCGGCCGGAUCUGACCUUCCUGGCCUCGUACAACGACGGAAAACUGGGCCUGAGCUCGCAACACCUGACUUGCUUCGACGGCGGCAGCUUCCUGCUCGGAGGAACCGUCCUGGACAAUGAUGAUUACAUCAAGUUCGGACUCGAUCUGGUCAAAGGCUGUCACGAAACCUACAAUGCGACCCUGACCGGCAUCGGACCGGAGUCUUUUGCUUGGGAUCCCAAUUCCGUGCCAUCCAACCAGAAGGCACUGUACGAGAAGGCCGGCUUUUACAUCCAAAGCGGGGCCUACAUUCUGCGGCCUGAGGUGAUCGAAAGCUUCUACUACGCCUACCGGAUUACUGGCGAGGAACAGUACCGCGAAUGGAUCUGGAACGCGUUCGUCGCGAUCAACAAGUACUGCCGGACGAGCUCGGGCUUUGCUGGGCUGCAGGAUGUGAACGCGGCGAAUGGCGGUGGCCGGUACGACAACCAGGAGAGCUUCCUGUUUGCAGAGGUGAUGAAAUACGUGUACCUGGCUCACUCGGGUGAUGCGGAGUGGCAAGUGCAGCGCGGGAACGGCAACAAGUUUGUCUUCAACACGGAGGCGCAUCCCUUCCGGGUGCGAUAG